This is a messenger RNA of Diorhabda sublineata, 2449 nucleotides long. RefSeq lists its product as uncharacterized. Bases 271 to 624 code for a protein of 117 amino acids. The transcript has 3 exons. NCBI's taxonomy places the organism in Eukaryota, Metazoa, Arthropoda, Insecta, Coleoptera, Chrysomelidae. The record is from RefSeq and is a predicted model, not a curated record.
UUUAUAAAUUCUACCUUAAAGAUUACACAUUGCCGCCAGCUAUUAUGUGUACACUCUACUAGUAAUCUGUUCGGUACCAUUGAUUAGUCGGUACCGUCAGUACCACUUCAGCGAGGAGUAGCGACGGAAUUUUUAUUUAACGAAAAGAGAAAUCUACGUGUAAAAGAGACGAAAGUAGAUUUGUAAACAUUUGAAACGUAGAGUAUUUAAUUAUAGUGGCAGUUUUUAUUGUGACUUGAUGUUUUUUCCGUGUUUAAUAUUUUUGGAUUUAUGAUGGUAGAAGCCGUAAGCGAACAGGUAAAUCAGUGGUUACAAGAAGAUUUGACAACACAGCCUUCCGUAACUUUGAAAAUUUCAGACAUGGAUUCAAAAGAACUAACAACAGUGAUAAUAUUUGUGAUAUUAGCUAUUAUAGUGAUUACCUUAUUAUUUGUCAUCGCCAUAUUCAUUGACUGCCGGCAACAAAAGUUACAAAAUUUGCAGUCCAAACCGAAAAAAACAUUGUUGAAACUGAAGCUUCCAGUGCCUGUUAUACUUGGCCGUGCAAUAAGAGAAGAUCAACAUUCUAUAUUGGAUAAAAUUGAAUAUGGAGAACCUUCUACUUCAAAUGGAAAUAUAGCAUAGCAGUAUCAUAAGAAUUAUUAGCGUUAAUUUUUCAAAAUAAAUUCUUUGGAAUCCAUUUUAGGUCUGCACCAAUCAAAAGUGAUAUAUUAUGUAAUUAUUAUACUCAAAAGAUUAAAAGACAUUAUUAUUGUUUUUGUUUAUCAAAGAUGUUAUUUUGCAAUAUUCAUUCACUUUUAGGCGCCUGCAAGAAAAUAAAUCAGAUUGUAAACUCACAAAAUGUUUGUAGGCAUUAAGGCGAUUAUGAAGUUCAUUAGUUCUUGGCUAUUUUCAAAAAUUAUAGCUUGUAGUGAAAAAUACAAAAUUGUAUCAAGAUUUACAUUCAUGAAAAAAAAAGACAAAUUUAUCUUCAAUGUGAACAGAUUUAAUUUGCCUCUAGUAGCAUCGGUUAUCUCUUCUUUGCAUGAUUUUUUCUUUAUUGGUAAAAUAAAUCAAGGUGAUAUAAUUCAUAUUCAAAAUUAAAGGAAAAAUAGUUGAAAAACUAAUUUUAUGUUUAUGACCAAAAACAAUAUGAUAGAAAUUUCUAUCAUCAUUAACAGAACAAUUAUUUUUAUUUAUACACAAAUUGACCACAUUUACUGCAAGAAAUUUACAAUCAGGAUAUUUGCACUGGAGUGACCCAUCUACUGUUGGCCAAUGUUCAGCACCAUCUCUUAUAUAUUUUGAAGGUGGAGAAGCUGGAAAACCCUUUUUAUUUUUUAUUGUAGUUUAUCCUCAAGGGUGCUGAUGCUUUGACGACCUCGUUUAGUCUAAUUCAUUUAAGAAUUGGCUCAUUGUUAAUAUAUUUUUCUUAUGGUAGUAUCUUUCUACGAAAUUUUAUAAAUUACGCACGCAUUUAUAACUGCAAGAUCCAGUAAAAGAAAAAAUCACGCAAAUACCACUUUAUUGACCUUAUAGUUAUAUGGUUUCCAUCCAAAAAACUAUUCAUAAGGUCUAAACCUCCUACAUGUCUAUUGUCCUCUUGAACAAUAGAUGGACAAGUAAUUCAAAUUUUUUCUUUUGUCUUGUCAUAUUUGGAAACCACAGCGACAUGUAAAGCCUCAGCAUAGGUGAAUUAGAGGAUUACCUUUUUAAUAUCCUUCCCAGCCACAAAACUCAUGUCUACAGCAUGAAGUGUAGGUACUUUUACUUCGUAACUUCCUCAGGGCAUUUUUUUCUGUCUAGUAAUUUAUUAUUUUGUUGGGCAGUUCCACUGUGUGAAUUCCUUGUUUUGCUAAGAAAUAUACCAAUUAUUGGAGUAAAUAAUGUGAUUUAUCAUUCUUGGUACUCCCCCAAAUGAAACACCAUAUUUCCUGUAGCACCAAGAUCUGGUUCUAAAUUAGAGAACACAUAUAAUUUUAAACCCCAUUUUUUGGGCAGAUAUUGUUUUAGGAAAUGUCCGAGUGUCCGAACAUUUUCUGACAUAUACAAAACAUCUGAUCGUUGUUUAUCACUCGAGUGCCAUCUGGAGGUACGGCGCGAAUGUAAAAACCCUACUUUGAUCUCUCCUAUUUAUUAUAACUAAUUGAAAUGUAUUAAAAAAUUUGAAAAUUAGAUUAUUUCUAUAAUAAUAACAAAAGCAAACGUUAUAUCUUUUCAAUUUUGUGUAUAAUUGACCUAAAAAUCAUAAUAAAAAAAUUGUUGGGUCGUGUAACUAAUGAUGAUAGUACAUCAACUUUUUUAAAUGAUUAAAAACUUGUCAACCUACUAUAUACUAUAGUUAUUUUCGGGUAUUGAAUAUUUGCAAACCAAUCUUCAUUGUAAUAAAUGUAUAUUUAUCCAAAAUGAAUGUAAAUAAACAUGUAUAAAAUUGUCUUUAUUAUAAUAAAGAAUAAAUAACGAAAAUAAA